Molecule: messenger RNA, 1695 nt
Organism: Funneliformis caledonium
Lineage: Eukaryota; Fungi; Glomeromycota; Glomeromycetes; Glomerales; Glomeraceae
Source: the annotation of a GenBank genome assembly
AUGUCCUGGCGAAGUGAUAUUCGUAUUAUAAUUGGUUUAGAUUUCGGUACCACUUUCUCAGGAUUCGCUUACUGUCAUAUAUCAGACACUAACGAUAUCUGUACAAAUGAUAAGUGGCCUGGGGAAGUUGGUCAAUUGAAGACGAAUACAGUUCUCCAGUAUGACUCUAGCUUUACAAAUGUCGAACAAUGGGGAAAUCCAGCAUUAUCUAAACGACCAAGUCGAAGGAAUAGAAAUAAAUCGAAACCUGUUGAAUUAUUUAAAUUACAUCUGGGCAAUUUACAGGAAGAUCUUAGACCUAAACUUCCAGUUAAUUAUAAGAAAGCGAUCACGGACUAUCUUCGUGAAUUUGGAAAGCUAAUCAAUGUAACGAUUAAUGAACGAUGGACUGGGAUUAACUUUACCGAAAAUGUUCUUUUAGUUUUCACCGUUCCCGCUGAAUAUACGGAAAAAGACAAAGCUAUAAUGAGAGAAUGCGCAUUUAAUGCUAAAUUAAUUGGAGAUAAAAGUUCGCAAAAAUUACAAUUUACUACAGAACCCGAAGCAGCAGCGCUUUAUUGUAUGGAAAAUAAAUUAAAGGAAUAUGAUUUGUUAACUACAGGAACGACUUUUAUGAUCGUUGACUGCGGUGGCGGGACCGUCGAUUUAACCACUCGCAAGCUAAUUGGAACUAAGGAAUUGGGUGAAAUCACCGAACGUAUUGGAGAUUUUUGCGGAAGCACAUUUAUUGAUAAAAGUAUUGUUGAAUUUUUACGGGACAAACUUGGAAGUCACGCCAUAAAUUUAUUAAUGGAAAAUCACUAUGAACAAUUUCAUUAUAUGGUUCAACAGUUUUGUCGACGUGUAAAGUUGCCUUUUACCGGAGAAGAUGAAGGAUUUCUUUAUGAAUUAGAUAUCGAAGAAACUGCCCCAAUUUUAUUACAGUAUGUUAGUAAAGAAACAGAAAAUCUUAUGGAGGAUAAUGAAUGGUUAAUUGAGAUCAAAUAUAACGACGUAAAAACAAUGUUUGAUCCUAUUAUCGAUAGAAUUAUUCGCAUGAUACAUAUACAACUUUUAAAUAAUCAAGGAACGUGUUCAGCAAUAUUUAUAGUUGGAGGUUUUGGUCAAUCAAAAUAUUUACAAAGAAGAAUCCAAAAAGAAUUUCAACAUAAAGUGAAAACGAUUUCAGUUCCUAAUCAACCCGUGGCAGCAAUUGUACGUGGAGCAACCAUAUACGGAUUAAGUUUAAAGAAUUCUUCUAAUACAGAUAAAAUGAAUAAAAUUAAAUUCAUGAUUUCUACUCGUAUACUGAAGUAUACAUAUGGAGUACAAAUAUUUCCAUUGUGGAAAGAAGGAGACCCCCCUCACCGAAAAGAUGCAAAUGGACGUAUUGCUACUUUCAAUAAUAUUGUAAAAAGAGGAACAGAAGUAAAGGUCGACCAAGAUUUUAGUUCAAGUUUUGUUCCGGUCAAUCCAAAUCAAACAGGAAUAACUUUUCAUGUAUAUUAUACACCUGAAGAUGAUGCAACAUAUUGCGAUGAUCUUGGAGUAGAAUUAUUAGGAACACUUUGCAUUGACCUUCCCGACGCUAGUUUAGCUUAUAGACCGGUUACCUUUGGAUUUUCUUUUGGACAAAUGGAAAUUACAGCAUUCGCAAAGAAUAAACUUAAUGGACAAAAUUUCCAAACAAAAUUCGAUUUAUUAAAGGAUCCUUGA